Thlaspi arvense is the source of this 2217-nucleotide messenger RNA. Lineage: Eukaryota; Viridiplantae; Streptophyta; Magnoliopsida; Brassicales; Brassicaceae. The record is from the annotation of a GenBank genome assembly.
CUUUUUCUUGAACCUUCAACAUCAAGUUUGUAAAUUUCCAUGAACGUCUUUGAGCAUCGAAGAAGAAAAAACGCAAAAUCCCACUUUUAUCUGUCUUCUUUCUUAAUCAAUUUUUUUAAAAAAAAAUUAGAAUCCACAAAUGAAAAAGAAAAAGAAAAGCUAAAAAAUAGAAAAACUAUUUUCUGCAGCAAAAUUCGUCGACCUAAAAUCAUCGUCGCCUGAAACAGAGAGACCGCCGCCGUUUUUGGCGGCGCUAAAGAUGAAGAACCGUAGGAAACGCGGCGGUUUAAACGGUGGCGACGUCGUUGUUUCGUGGAGAAGAUUUUUCCGGUUUGUUGCUCUGUUCGUCUUCUCCUUCGUUCUCUUCUCUGCUUUGUUCAUCUUCUUCGAUAAAUCAGGCAAAAUUCGGCCGGUGGUGCGGUCAUCGGUCAAGACAGUUCUCGGUGGCUCCGUACCGACGGUUAAAGUGGUCACGACCCAUGAAGCGGUUACGUUUCCCGACCAAACAUUGAUUUUCCUAAAUUAUCCUUCGUCGUCUCGGUUAUAUACAAAAGAUAACCUCUUUUGCGUUUUCUCGGACGCAAACGACUUGUCUAAACUGUUUAAGGAGCUUCCGCUCGCCGUCGAAAUCGACGAUUUUGGCCGUCAAAUUGUACAGUGUUCCGCCGUGCCACGUGGCAAAACCGUAUCGCUAGCCGUCUCGAGAUGGACGGUUUAUAAUCACCUUCUGGUAGGACCCACACACCAGUGGGAUUGGCUGGUUUACGACGCCGUGAUCGACCACGACAACUCCACGGUGGUUUUCGUCAAGGGGCUAAAUCUACGGCCAGGAAAAGUUGCUGACGCGUCAAGGUACGAGUGUGUGUACGGUUGGGAUUUCACGAAGCCCAAACUUUUGCUUAGAUCAGAAGUUAUCUCGGCGGCCCAAGAAAUCGUACGGUGCAAAACGCCAUUAACAGUAUUGGACGGCCCAAGAUUGGCCCAGUCUCCUCCGGUGAAGGUCUCUGUUAGAAUCAAAGGAAGCGGGAUGCUUCCUUCCGUUGCCCACCCAAUUAACCGUCCGGGUCGGGUUAAAGUCUCGACAAAGAAACCGUUUGAAACGUGCGUUUGCACCAUGACGCGAAACGCAGCUAGCGUUUUGAGAGAAUGGGUCAUGUACCACGCCGGAAUCGGCAUUCAACGGUGGUUCAUCUACGAUAACAACAGCGAUGACGACAUAGUUUCCGAGAUUACGAAUCUAGAAAAACGCGGUUACAACAUCUCGAGACAUUUUUGGCCGUGGAUCAAAACCCAGGAAGCUGGAUUCGCCAAUUGCGCGAUCCGAGCAAGGAGCGAGUGCGAUUGGGUUGCGUUUAUCGACGUCGACGAGUUCUUCUACAUCCCGUCUAGUCAAACGCUAAUCGAAGUAAUCAGAAAUCACACAACGCCAUCAUCAUCUUCCGGUGAGAUCGGUGAAAUUCGAACGCCGUGUCAUAGUUUUGGACCGUCGGGUCUCAGAGAUCCACCGCGUAGUGGAGUCACGGCGGCGUACACGUGUCGUAUGGCGUUGCCGGAGAGGCACAAGAGCAUAAUUCGACCGGAAUCGCUAAACGCAACGCUGAUCAACGUCGUGCAUCAUUUUCACUUGAGAGAAGGAUUCACGUUUGCUGACGUGGAUAAGGGUACAAUGGUAAUUAAUCACUACAAGUAUCAGGUUUGGGAUAUUUUUAAGGAGAAGUUUAAAAGGAGAGUGGCCACUUACGUGGCGGAUUGGCAGAACGAAGAGAAUGUCGGGUCGAAAGAUCGGGCACCCGGAUUAGGGACCCGACCCGUUGAACCUUCUGAUUGGGCUGAGAGGUUUUGCGAGGUGACGGAUAUUGGGCUUAAGGAUUGGGUUUUGGAGAACUUCAUAGAUCGUAAGACGCAGCGUUUAGUAUGGGAGAGAGAAGAGAAGAGAGUGGAAGAUGAAGUUAUAGCUCAAAUGGGCUCGUGGGCCGAUAAAAGGGUUGGUCGAAAGAGGAAAAAACAAUUAAAAGCACGAUAGUAUGUACGUAAAUUGGUUUUGUUUCCACGGUGAAAAUAAUGUAGAUACGUCCGAUUUGUAAAUAUUGAUUGCUUCCCGGGAAAAAGAAAAAAAGAAUCAAAUCACAAAUGUAUAUACUCUUUACUUCAUAAGUCGAAUAAUUCGUCAAGAUAGAAUUAUUUUCUAAUUUUAUUUUUAUCAAAGGAAGAAUGUAA